ACAAAUACAUAUGUUGCUAUACUUAGAAUGUAAAAUAUAGUUUGAAUAAAAAAUAUCUGGAGGGGGGAGAAUUAUUUAAAGUCGUUUUUCAAAAUCCCCAACUUUUUGAUUUAAACACCAAUAACUAGUGGUUGGCAUACACGUAAAUGUGUCAUAUCACAAUGAUAAUUUAACGACUCUCCAUUGUGAACGCGGCCUUAUCAAGGUUACAAAUGAACUCAAUUGAUCGUAAUUUAUAUUGUACAACGUCUUAGUGUAAUCCACAAUUUUAUUUUCCUGAGCCGAACAGUAUCACUCAUAAUUCGUCAACACUAUGGACAGUGCGUCGACUCCUUUUCACAUUGGUUCCAGUGAAUCUUCUGGAAAUUUGUCCGACAACAGUUCCUAUUCGGAAAAAUUCAUUGGAGAACCAGCUGAGUACGAUCCUCAGCUCACUCCGGAAAGGGUCAGACUUAACGGAUAUGACUCCAGCGAGACUUUCAGCGACAUGUUGGAAGACGUGCCCGUCAAUUACCGGACGCAUCACACUACUCAGCCAAGACCCGCAUCACCGGUUAUUCAGGUGACUAGAAGAUCCUCGACAGCAUCCCAAUCAGACUCAGACAAGUACGGGACUCUAGAUGAUACAGAUAUGUCUGUGAAUUCACUCACAAGUGUCAACUCAAUAUCGAGUUUGUUAAGGGAAAAACUUUUGAUGAAUAUACAAAAAAUGUCAAAAAACAAAGAAGUACAAGCUGAUUACAAGCUGAGAGCGUUAAUUAUAUUUUUGUUCGUCGUGAUAGUCUGCGUCCUGAAAUUCGCUCACGUCUAUUAUGACCGUCACGUGCUUCAGAAAGCAUAUUUCAAGUACACGAGGUUCAACAAAGACGACCGUUUCUUGCGAUUGUUUGGUGUCGACGGGCACGAGAUAGCGUUCGGUUACCUCGGCGUGGAUCUGGCGGAGAGGGAAAAAGCUUUCGAUUGCUUGGCGGGACACCGUACGCCUUCCAACGCGCAGUGUUUCGAAUGGAUGCAAAAGGCCAGAUUGUAUCUGUCCCACGAGGAAAGACCGGAGGGCCUGAACUGCUACACGGUGGAGUGGUUCAGCCUGACGGAUAAAUAUAACCCCAUAGACUGUUACGAGGACGGCGAACAAUACGGCCAUUGGUAUGGUGGUGGUAGAUCAUUGGGCAUGGCAUGGCCGGUUCAAUUGGGGAGGGUGGAAAUGUCGCCUUUCAUUACCGGACACGUUGGCAGACACCGGUGGGGCAGUGUUCUUGGACGAUACUUUAUAAACUCAAAAGGAGUAGCGAUCACGGUGCACUCUAACACGCCACUGCACGUGUCCAUAAAUGCCGGCCGCGACAACAGGCUAUGCAUAAAGGCGAGCCACGAUGACUUCGCCUACCGCCGGACGACUGACCUGCCCGUCUUGAAUUAUACAAUAUGCUCGGCGCGAAAUAUGAAGACGCUGCAUACGGCCCUUUCCGAGAAAAUGUUGUGGGACGGGCUGAAAGCAUCCGACACCGAGAUCAUAAACUCGCUGCUGACGGAGCCCGUCUGGCAACUGGCGCCAUCCAGAAAAGAAUUACUCAACGAGUCCACAAUGGUCAACUACACAGAGGAUAUCAUAACGCUGGGUUUUAUAAAACAAGGACACGUUUUGUUGAACGAGUUCUGGCAAGCAGAAAUGGGUGAUUUUUCGUUGGACCAAAAGAGAUUUCCCACCAUGAAAGAGACGAUCAACAUAAUCCACAGGAGAGGUUUUCGCAUUGUGGUCACCAUACAACCAUUCAUCAGCACCGAGUCAAGAAAUUUUGCAAAGGCCGUCAGAGAGGGUAUUCUCGUCAAGCAAAUUGGAAAUGAACGUGACGUUCCGGCAUUAACCAGAUAUAAAACUGUGCAAAGUGCUGGCAUGUUAGACAUAACCAACAAAAACUGUGGACCAUGGUUACAGCAGCAGUUGAAAGAUCUCGUGGAAAAAUACCAAUUUGACGCGUUUUACUUAGACAUGGGCUCCGCUUAUGACCUACCGCGGCACUAUCUGUUUGCUGAAAAUCUGACGAAUCCGGACUAUUACAAAUCGCUCUUCACGCAGACCGUUUCAGACAGCGUGAACGUAUUCGGCGUGUCUUCGGCCAUCAGCCGGCCGCCGGCUCCAAUUUUCGUGUCGUUACUGUCACUAGCCUCGACUUGGGACUCACUUCAAGUGAUCAUACCGACUAUGCUUACAUACGGAAUAGUUGGAUAUCCGUUCCUGCUGCCUGGUCCUGUCGGCGGAGACUUUCAAGUCGGAAAUGUUUCAUUGCACGCCUUGAUUCCACCGGACAACCCAUCGAUAGAACUAUUGGAGACCCAAUCGCUAAAAGAAUGCAAGCAACGUGGACAAAACUAUAACGAAAGCCGAGAACUGGUUAUGAGAUGGAUGCAGUUGGCUACGUUUCUACCAGUGAUUAGGUAUGCGAGGCUGCCGAGCGAUUGUGAUCCACAAGUACUCCAGUUAACGAAGAACUUGACUUCACUUCGACAGCAAACAAUCAAUCCAUUGCUGAAGCGUUAUGUCCAAGAAGCAUUGGAAACUGCGGUACCAUUAAUACGACCACUGUGGAUGUUGGACCCGUCAGACACGACGUGCUACAUCGUGAAAGACGAGUUCUCCAUAGGCGAAGAAGUCAUCGUGGCGCCCAUACUAAGACCAGGAGCUACAGAACGCGAAGUCUACUUGCCGGCCGGUGUGUGGCAAGAUGGAAUUGAGGGUAGCUUAAGAAAGGGAUCCAGAUGGAUACACAACUACAAGAUACCAUUGGACAAAAUCGCGUAUUUCGUUAAAAUGCCGAACAACACUAGAUUUUAAUCAAUAAUUAUUUAGUAUUAUUAUAACAGCUGGGGAAGUGCCGGUAUCUAGUUAUCGGUUCUUUGAAAAUCGAAAGAACCGAUAAUUGUUGGUUCAAGCAUAAUUAUUUAUCGAUACCAGUUAUUUUUUUUCAAAAAGAAACAAUAAACUAAACAUUUCUAUUAGUUCCAAAGAUGAUACCUAAUCUUACUUAAAGAAGCCAAAUAUGAGUCCAGAUACUUACAUAUUCCAAUAUUUGAAAAAGGAUUAUGACUUUCCUAGAGUACAACAUUAUUUGUGCUCUACCAGAAACUGUUUUUCCUUAAAGACUUUUUUCAACAUUAGGGUUGAUUUUUGAUGAGAAUAGAAGCAGACUUAGCCCAAACAAAGUGAGGAUGUUGGUGUUUCUCAACAAAAAUCUAAGUAAAUAAAUAAUUAGGAAUUAAAUAAAAAAAAAAAAUAUUAGUAGAUUAUAAUUAUUAUUUAUGGUUUUUAUACAAAUUCUGAAUGCAUAUUAAUACAAUUCUUUAUAAAUGAAUUGUUUUUAUUUUAAAUAAAAUUAAAAAAAAAAGAAUCGGUAUCAAAACCUUUAUGUAUAUUAGAAUUGAACAAGAAACGAAAUCGAUGAUUUUUUUGAGAACCGAUCCAUCACUAAUUUUAAUAUUAUAUUAGUUUUUAAUUAUAAAAGUAAUAAUAUGAUAAUUAAUUCAGUAGAUUCGAUUAUAAAUGUUUUAGGUAUUUUUUUUUUUUAUAAAUUAUCUUUCUCAUUUAAUAAACCAUUUACAAUAUGCUCCAUUUAAAAAUUUAACUGAUGGAAUAGUUGACAUUAUUCAGUGUAUAUUAUUAACGUCAAAUGCUUUCUGUUUUGUGUGAUAAAAAUUGUAAAACACGUAAAAAUCAACAUUUUAUAAUUUUAAAAUAAAUUUUCAAACAUAAUACAAUAAAUAGUAAAUCUGAUAUAACAUAUAUUUUAUAUUUCUGUAAGAUCGUAUUAAUAUUUCCAAAAAAAUCAUCUACUUAACUAUUAUCACUAAAAAUAUUGGUUCUCACUUUAAAACAAAAUUGUAUCAGCACAUGAUACUCCUUUAAUAAUAUCUAAAAAUACAUUACUACCUAUUUGAUCCUUAAGUAUACUAAAGAAAUCAAAAAAUCAGAAUUUAAAUAAACUCAUCACCUAUUAAAGGAAAAUGAAAAUAAACAUGCUUAUAUCGUAUCAUCAUAAAUAUGUAUUAUAAUCAAAAUUAAAAAAAACCCAUUUUUCAAUACUUUACAGAGAUGGAUUAAAAUCGAAAAGAUAUUGUAUUUUAUGACUUGGUUUAAUAAUUAAAAAAAAAAAAAAACAUAAAUAACGACGAGAGGUUCGUGUGUGUAAAACGCGCAAAUAUCGCGUACUUACAUGCAAUUAAUUAAUUACGAGAUUCACUGUUAUAGUUCAACUUUAGAUAAUAACAACGCUAAACGUCGACAGUCAACCAACUGCUUUACAGAUUGACUUAAGAUUAAUUAACAGUAUUGUAAUAUUUACGACCAUGUAUUACGUAGUUUUUGAUAUUCUACAGCAUAGUAUUUAUUAAUGACUUGUAAAAAUAAACAUGAAAAAAAAACUAUAUUAAAAACAAGUAUUUAGUGAAAAUAAAAACGAUUAUUUUAAAAACAACAGAAAAUAGGUACCUCUCCCUUCGUUCAAAAUUUAAAAGUGUAAUUAAUUAGGAAAAAAUUUGUAUAAAACAGACUGUUUCAACAUUUAAAAAUAAUUUAAAUAAAAACAUCAGUUUUAACCAGAGAGGAAAUCGUUAAAAUAUCACAUCGCAUAUUUUUAGUGCCGUAUACAUUAUGAUGAGUUAGAAUAUUAUAUAUUAUGAUUUAUUUGACUAAAUAUUAUAAGCCUCUACCAUUUUUUUUUUUUAAUUUGUACUAUUAUUUAAUAUAUUAAUUACAUUUAUCAUUUUAUUGCAAAUUAGCAUAACAUUAUGUUUUUAGAGAAUUAAAAAAAUAAUUUUUUCAAUAUUAUUAUAAUAACACCUAAAACAAUUUAUUCUUCUUUCACUAGAUUAAAAUUUAUUAAACGGAUACAAAAUUAAAAUAGGUUGUUUUUGGAUCACAAACCUGGAAUGUGACAGUUUCUAAAUUAAAAUAAUCAAAAUAUGCUCUCGUUUAAUUUAUCGUUAUAGAUAUUGUGAAAAAAUUGAACCAGAAUAUUUUAAAUUUAAUUAAAAAAAAUCUCAACUAUGGUUAAUUAACCAUGGGUCAUAUUGUAAUUGUAUAACUUAUUAUGUAACCUGUAAGUUAUAAAUUAAUUAUUUGUUUGUUUGUAGUUAAAACUUAAAAUAUAUAUGUAUACUGUAUUGUAUAAAUUAUAUUCAACUGAGAUAUAAAAUAUUAUACAUAGAUAAUAAUUAUCACAACGUCUGUUUUCAUUUAUAGUGUUUAUGUGAACAUUACGCAAAUAUUUAACAAUAUUAAUUAAUGGAAAUAUUCUUUGGCUAUUCAUUUUUUCCCGACAAUAAAAUGUGUAAAAAGGACAUUUUCUGCUGCCAAAAACCUUAAAGUUUUUACAAAGUCCAAUUAAUUUUUAAUUUCUCUUUGAGUUAUCAACAUUCUUCCGUUGUAAAUAAAAAGUUUCCAGACUAUUUGCGUAUAAUAAACAUCCCGCACAUCAUAAAUUAAAGAUUAUAAUAAUAACUAUAAUAUCCUAUUACAAUAUGCGAUCCAUGAGAUUAUAUUAAUUAAUCAGGACGACUGUCGACUGCAAACUGGACAAGAACUUAAUUAUUUUUACUGGUUUUCCUGAUAAAAAAACGUGUGCCAAUCGUAAUUCGUUAUUUUGACCGUCCAAAUCGUUUUUGUCAAACACAUAUUAUAAUUACUACGAUCGUCGAUGGAUUCUAAAUAUUAGAAUCUUGUUUUAAGUGUUUCGUGAAUUCGAUGGCGUUUCGGUCAGCUGUUAUUUUGUAUCCAGUUAUCGAAUGAAUGUUUACAGAAUAAAAACAGAAGGCUAGAACAAUAGUAGGAUGAAAAAAAAAAUUAUCGUAAAUAUUAUGCGUUCGAUGUUAAAACCAUAUAUAAUUAUUAUUGUUUUUGUGUAAACACAGCUGCAAUAUGCCUAAAACCGUGUGUAAUACUAAAAAACUGCGAUAUCGAAUUUCAACAGUAACUCCAAAAUGAACGCAAGCGAAACACUCGUCAAAGUCAUCGUUUUCGUCGUUCUGUGUUUCGUCGUUUCGUUGAUCGUCGUGCCGCGUCUUAAAGUAUGUUCGGCCUGACGGGGAAAAUGGCACGCCGUCACAAUGUCAUCGUCGGACCACCACCAAUAAGUCUCCUUAGACGUUCUUAGGCUGCGGUUACGGAAAAAACUGAGGAAAAUUCCGAAACUCGCAUUAUUACGUUGCCACGAAAGUACACCAUCAGAAAUAAUAUAAUUAAUAAGAUUAAGAAAUCAGAAGACCUAUUAAAUCUAAAAAUGAUAAUUGAAACAUAAUUCAGAAACAAAACAGACUUACAUUUCUAAUAAAAUUGUUAUUACUUUUAAAACUAAAAAUAAUAAAUGUUAACCCAUUUUUUGAUAUAA
Aphis gossypii (cotton aphid) is the source of this 6380-nucleotide messenger RNA. RefSeq names its product myogenesis-regulating glycosidase. The coding region runs from base 314 to 2833 and encodes 839 amino acids. Gene Ontology annotation, biological process: methylglyoxal biosynthetic process; carbohydrate metabolic process. The transcript is spliced from 13 exons. NCBI's taxonomy places the organism in Eukaryota, Metazoa, Arthropoda, Insecta, Hemiptera, Aphididae. The record is from RefSeq and is a predicted model, not a curated record. Gene Ontology annotation, molecular function: hydrolase activity, hydrolyzing O-glycosyl compounds; methylglyoxal synthase activity.